This is a messenger RNA of Penicillium canariense, 2712 nucleotides long. Its product is annotated as putative phosphatidate cytidylyltransferase. NCBI's taxonomy places the organism in Eukaryota, Fungi, Ascomycota, Eurotiomycetes, Eurotiales, Aspergillaceae. The record is from RefSeq and is a predicted model, not a curated record. The coding region runs from base 1 to 2712 and encodes 903 amino acids. The transcript has 2 exons. Gene Ontology annotation, cellular component: endoplasmic reticulum membrane. Gene Ontology annotation, biological process: dolichyl monophosphate biosynthetic process. Gene Ontology annotation, molecular function: dolichol kinase activity.
AUGAGUUCUCCGCGGGGCCACGAGGAACAGGAGGCGAUCCCUCGCAGCAGCACGCCUGCUACCAACUCUGAUGUGAUCGUCGAAGAUCUGCGACAGCUCACUCGCUCUCCCCAUCCCUACCACCGCAGUCGACGCCUCGGGUCGCGCACACCCUCCGAACAAGGUGACCGCCUCCAGCCACUCUCCUACUACUCAAAAUCAUCACGAACACCAAGCGACAGCGGCACGGAGGCAGAUGAUGAAAGCACUGGGAUCUUGAGAGGCCUCCCUGCGCCGCCUAUUCGGCCUCGAAAGGGGUUGCGUUCGGGCGGGAACGGGGUACUCGACACUGAUGCGUGGCUGCCUACAUUACAGCCAUGGCCAUCAUUCGCGCGCCAGACUGGACGGAUCUCGCGACGAAGCUCAGAAGAAGAGACAGAGGGAAAAGCUGCCGAGGAGGAACAAAUUAGUCGGCAGAAGCGGGUUGAGAUCUUGCGACGACUCAUGGAGACUGCACUCCUGCUAUCUGUCGGUGCCGUCGUCUUACUGCAACAGGAUGCUCGCUCAAUCGCUUGGGCUUGGAGGAAAGAGCUCGCCGCCCAUGGCCUUACACUCAUUGGUUUAUCUGCUGCAUACCCCAUGCUUCUCCGAGUCUCGAGGAGCAGAAGGUGGCGCAUGUGGCCCUCCAACUCCAAACGCCCAUUCUUCUGCAUACCAGCGAGUUUCGAUCCAGCUCCGCUCCUCUACCCAAUCCUUAUCCCGGUCUUCGUUUCGCUAUCCUUGACACACCAUCGCCCGACUUUGAUCAUACCAAACCUCAUCUUGAGCCUUUCCUCUCUCCCGGCCCCUGCCAUCCCACUGCAGAACUGGAUCCAUGGCUUCAGUGUCACGCAUUGGAUGGUGACCCUGGUUCCGGUCCUUGUUUCAGAACAUAUCUCUUUCGACUAUACAGUGCCCAAACCGCUGACGCUGCGCGGACACGAUGCGGAAUCGUUGAUUCUUCUUUUUCCUUUGCAUCAAGCGUUGAUACCCACUUUAAACUUUUUAUUGACGACCAGCGUUCUUCCAGCCGAACUACAGCUUUUGACGACAGCACUGAUCAAUUUGUACUUGUUUGCGGCCUCUCCUCAGGCAGAAAUUCUGAAGGCCAUGAUAUGGCUUGGUGGAAUGUGUAUAUUCGCGUCGUGUCGGCACAUACUACGUUGGGAGGUUACUCUGGCGCGGAUUCCUAGUUGGAAGUUCCGCCGCUCGGUGAGCGGUUCGCCCUCUCCGCGGAAAUUCUUCAAUAUGAUGGACCAUCGGCUUUGUCAGAAGCUGAGCCGGACUGGUGUUUCAGAUGAGCCUACAUCAGACAGUGAUGGGCCUAGUGGAGUGCCACGGCUUCAAAGAACGAAGACGAUGCGAGAGACGACAGACACAGUACAGUCCGUGGGACCUGUAUCGGCAAUCGACAAUAUUACCGCUGAGCAAGCCUUCGAGCAGCAUAAUCAUUCCCACAAACGGCGACGACGACAUACCAUUGCGACUUUUGAGGAAGCCGUUCAAGAGGAACGUGUGCGCACUACGCCCGGGGGCCGCCGCAAAAAAUUGAUGGGACCCGGCCUUGCCUCGUUCCUAUCCCUGACUGCAGCCCAAGCGCAGGUCCGCAAAUGGCUGUAUGCGCUCUACGUCUACGUCAUAUCGCUGGUGAUCAUCCUGGGACCCAUCCGGAAGUAUAUCGCUGAACGAGCACUCCAAGGACAGGAUCCUUUUGGCUGGGCUGUGGGCUAUCUCCUGGGCAAUUUGAACGGAGUUCGAUUCUGGGUGCUCAUGUUGAACCUCGAGUAUUGGAUCCAAUUGCCAACGCGCCCAGGAGCAGCUCUCCAAGCUCCUUCUUGCGCACUCGGCUGGGUUGAGCAUGUCCGCCAGACUGACUUUGGACCCGCCAACACCCGCCUCCUAAUGAGCGCCUACUGUGUUCUGGUUCUGAUAACAGGCCUGGCAAUUGUGUUCCAGCUCAGCUCGAUUGCCGAAGUUGACACGCGGCGCAAGGUUUUCCAUGGCAUGAUGGUGCUGAUGUUUCUGCCUACGGUGUUUGUGGACCCGGCGUUCUGUGCGAUGGCGCUGGCGUUAGUCCUCUCGGUAUUCUUACUAUUGGACCUCUUCCGUGCGUCUCAGCUCCCUCCGAUCUCACGCCCCUUGACCUACUUCCUAGCCCCGUACGUGGACGGGCGCGACCACCGCGGGCCGGUCAUUAUUUCGCACAUAUUCCUCUUGAUCGGAUGCUCCAUCCCGCUCUGGUUGUCACUGUCCGACCUGGAGCGCAAUGGCGACGGCCCCUGGGCCGGUUGGGAGGUGCCCACACGAGACGUCAGCAUGGUCAGCGGAGUCAUCUGUGUCGGCAUGGGUGACGCUGCGGCCUCGCUCAUCGGCCGCCGGUACGGUCGGCUCAAAUGGUUCUGGGGAGGAGGCAAGUCACUUGAAGGCAGCGUGGCUUUCGCGGCGGCCGUGACGUGCGGCUUGCUCGCUGUUCGUGCCUGGCUGAUGGUGGGAGGGUGGAGUGUAGCAGGGGCCGAAUCAGCCGGAUCUGCUGGCGCGGCGGCCUCCACCCUUCGAUUCUGGCUCUGGACGGCCUGCAAAGCGGCCUUGGCGGCAGGUGGCACUAGCGCCACCGAGGCGAUCCUCACUGGCUGCAAUGAUAACGUUGUCGUGCCAGUUGUGUUGUGGCUGUUAGUCCGGGGUCUGGGCGUUUAA